AUGGUUUUGGUCAGUUCAGCGGAAAGAAACUAUCAAGAACGAAUACGCUUAGAACGUAUGCGAGAUAACUCCAAUCCGUUUGAGUUGGCAGAGGAAAAAUUUCAGAAACUAUUCAGGCUUCCUAGAUCUGCUGCUUUUCAAUUAGUCAGCGAUCUCGAUGAUCAACGCCUGGAUGAAGGCUUCAUACCUAAACACCUAAAGGUUUUAUCUGCACUUCAAUUUUUUGCUCAAGGGAGUUACCAAGCUGCUGUAGGGCAAGACAAUUUCAUUGCACUUAGCCAACCUUCUGUUAGCAGGUGCAUUAAAAUAACAGCAGAUUUAAUAGUGGAGAAGCUUUUACCUAAUUGUAUAAAAUUUCCCAUGACUGAGAGUGAAAAACUGAUUGCAAUGACAGAAUUUCAAGAGCUGUUUAAUAUGCCUAACACCUUAGGUGCAGUAGAUGGGACACAUAUUUCAAUAGCAAAGCCAUCUAUUAAUCACCCUACUGCACCUGGAAAUCUUUUCUAUAAUAGAAAAGGAUUCUACAGUAUUAACUGUCAGAUUGUGUGUAGUGCAAAAGGGAAAAUUAUUGGGCUCAAUCCAAAUUUUCCUGGCUCAACACAUGAUGCUGCUAUCUGGAGAGCAUCAACUAUAAAUCAUUUUUUUAAAAGUAAUUUUUUGUCUGGAGAGAGAAACCAAUGGCUUUUAGGUGACAAAGGAUACCCCCUGCAACCAUGGCUUAUGACACCACUAAUGGCACCAACAACGGAGGCAGAAAGGGCAUACAACAACUAUGCAUUAAAUGAUGAUAAUCAUUAUGAUGUGGAAAUACAAGAUGUAAAUAUUGUGGUUGAGGAAGAAAACCAAGAUUUUUUGAUAGAGGCAAGACAGAUUCCGGAAGAAUUAAUACAAACUCAUUUUAAUUAUUAG
This is a messenger RNA of Arctia plantaginis, 909 nucleotides long. The record is from the annotation of a GenBank genome assembly. NCBI's taxonomy places the organism in Eukaryota, Metazoa, Arthropoda, Insecta, Lepidoptera, Erebidae.